AUCAAUAUUAUACGGGAGGAAGGGACAGGCAGGUGGCAGUUUUCUCAUACGAGUGGUGGUGACCACCCUUCUUCACUAAGAGGAGAUGCGCGUGUGGAAAUUGCUUUCAGUGCGCGGCGGAAAAUUCGCCCACCCAAAACAUGUCGUCGUCUUCUAGCGAGGAUUGUUUCACGGUCGUGGAUGUGCCAGAGAAUCGCUACGACGAGGCAAUCCACCAUCUGAGAUGGAACUUCUUCGCUGAUGAGCCGCUUAACAACGCCGUAGGGCUUUGCGCAAGGGGAGAAUCCCAGCGCGAUCUUGAGCAACACUGCCUUCUCACCUUGAAGCAGGGUUACUCCAGGAUGCUAGUAGAUAAGAAGGGAGCGAUAGCGGGAAUGGCACUAAACGGUAUUCUGAAAAAAGGUGAACACAAGGAGGCUGAGCGGCGUCUCGACGAGUUCGAAGACGAAAAGUUCAAGAUAAUCUUCAGACUACUUCAUAAGGUCAACGACAAGAUUGAUUUGUUCACCAAGUAUGAUGUUGACGAGCUGUUCGAGUGUCGGAUUCUCAGCGUUGACGAGAAUUAUCGCGGCAAAGGCUUAGCCAGUAUUCUCAUAGCCGACUGUGAGAAAAUCGCCAAAAAUGCUGGUUUUAAGGUGUGUAAGGCCGACGCGACCAGUGUAUUCUCACAGAAGGUCUAUCUGAAGCAUGGCUACCAGGUAGAAGCAGAGAUUCUGUACGCGGAACACUUGGACAAGUCUAUCAGUCCAGCGCCGCCCCAUGAGGCGGUAAAACUGAUGGUGAAGUUGGUAGAUUGAAAAUAAACAGAAGAAAGUCGCUCGCUCGGAGAGCUUAAUUAAAUUAAACCGUCGGCACGAAAGCGCAAAGCGCAAAGUAGAUAAAAGAUAUGUGUAUCGUCGUCGUGUCAUGACAAUAACAGCUCUGUUAAUAAUACAUGUCUCGGCGUCGCGAAUGACGUGACGCCUUCUCGUAGAAUAUAUAUUUAUCUAAAAGCAAAAGAGAAAAGAGUGGCAUCACGCGUUUUAAGUAGUACACGUGUCGAAAUAUCUCCGAACGAUAUCCGGUAUUACUGCCCCCAGUGUGUUCCGAAUGAGGAACAUUCGGUUUGAAAGAAACGGAGAAAGAGAUCGAUAAUUUAAUAAAAUUGAAUAAUUUAAUGCAGCGAACGGGCGAAUCCGCUAAAAAUCUAUCAAAUGUCUCGCAUUCGGAUCCUUUAUUCCCGCUCUGCGCGGAAGUCAACUCGACUCUAAAAGUCAAUCUAGCAAAACAAAUAAGAUACGAAA
Molecule: messenger RNA, 1283 nt
Organism: Wasmannia auropunctata (little fire ant)
Lineage: Eukaryota; Metazoa; Arthropoda; Insecta; Hymenoptera; Formicidae
Product: dopamine N-acetyltransferase-like
Exons: 3
Coding region: 141-797 (218 amino acids)
Molecular function (GO): N-acetyltransferase activity
Source: RefSeq, a predicted model, not a curated record